This is a messenger RNA of Synchiropus splendidus (mandarinfish), 1751 nucleotides long. RefSeq names its product B cell receptor associated protein 31 (gene bcap31). Gene Ontology annotation, biological process: endoplasmic reticulum to Golgi vesicle-mediated transport; intracellular protein transport. The record is from RefSeq and is a predicted model, not a curated record. Gene Ontology annotation, cellular component: endoplasmic reticulum membrane; endoplasmic reticulum. Bases 427 to 1155 code for a protein of 242 amino acids. Lineage: Eukaryota; Metazoa; Chordata; Actinopteri; Syngnathiformes; Callionymidae. The transcript is spliced from 12 exons.
GUCCUGAGUCAGACGCCGCUGCCAGUUAAACCCGCCGCGAAGUCAGCAUCUCCAGGACUUGGCUGCUCCUGGAAACCGGAGGGGAAAGUUUUGCGUCAUGCCAGUUCAGCAGCCCCUGAACCUGCGGCUGCUUAUUCUAAGAGGUGAGUCAAAUCCCCAGCAACUGGGACAAGAGGUCCGGGGAAGCCAGAGUCAGCAAUUAAUCUCUACACAUUUGUGGACUGUGGGAGAAACCGGAGUGCCUGUAGAAGAACUGAGAAACCCCAUGCAGACAAGCCUGAAGCUGCAGCCUAUGACCUUCUUACUAAAGACAUGCAGCCAUGUUGAUGUUGAGAUGUCUCCUUGUCACUGCCGACUAGACAACCUGAUGCUGCGGAGCAAAACCAGACCUCCCAUCUAAUCGUGUUUCCAGAGACCAGAGCCACAAUGAGUCUGCAGUGGACAGCUGUGGCCACUUUCCUUUACGUCGAAGUGUUUCUGGUUCUGCUUCUCUGUAUUCCUUUUAUAUCCCCAAAGAGGUGGAAUAAGAUCUUCAAGUCUCGCAUUGUCCAGGCUAUUGCUCUCUAUGGAAACACGUCGUUCAUGGUGGCCAUGGCCAUCUUGGUUUUCCUGCUCAUCGAUGCCUUCCGAGAGGUGAGGAAGUACAGUGUGACCGAGAAAGUCGAUCUGACCAACAACCCAACGGCCAUCGAGCACAUCCACAUGAAACUGUUCAGAGCUCAGAGGAAUGAGUACAUUGCGGGUUUUGCUCUGCUGCUUUGUUUGCUGCUGCGCCGCCUGGCCACUCUGCUGUCCCAGCAGGCCACUCUCAUGGCCUCCAAUGAAGCUUUCAAGAAGCAGGCAGAGGGCGCCAGCAAUGCCGCCAAGAAGUACAUGGAGGAGAAUGAGCUGCUGCAAGAGAAACUGAGAGAUGCAGGGAUCGAGGUCCCAGAGGCUGGAAGGAAAGGACCUGGAGUCCAGGAGGAGAACAAGACUCUGAAAGAAGAUGUGAAGACCCUGAAGGAGGAGCUGGAGACCACCAAGAAGGCCCUGCAGAAGUCUGACAGCGACGUCCGCGCCAUGAAGAAGCAGGCUGAGAACCUGACGGUGGAGUACGACCGCCUGCUGGACGAGCACAGCAAGCUGCUGGCGACCAGCGAUAAGAAGUCUGACUGAGGAGCACCCUGCAUCUUCUUCCCCUGUGAUGUCACUUCCUGCCAGGCCAUCAAGACAGAGGAAGAAAUGCAACAGAAAGAAUGUCUCAAGCUUUACAUGGCUCUUUUUUUCUGCGUUGUUGUUCACGUGGUUUCUCUUCAGUGAGUCUCUUUCAAUGCUUCCUGUGGGACGGUUCCCUCUCCAAGGUCAGAUGAGGGGGACACAGUGGGGUAGCUUCUCUCGCCUGCAGAGAAGUCAGAACAUAAUAUUGACCUUCGCUCACUUUCACUGGCUCCAGAAGGUUCUGUUGACUUAGUUUACCGCCAUCCACACAAAUCAUUCCACCACCUUAUGUUUAGCUGUCGACUUAUAUUUGAUACACAGUCUGUUUGGGUUGUUUUCCUUUGAUUUCAUUGCGUUUGAACAGUGGCGACGGCUGGGUCACGUGUUGGUCAUGCAUGUCUGCUCCUCCUCUUGACUUUUUCUCCUGUUCUGAAAAGAAAAUUAUUAUUCAAAACGACGUGUUUGGCCCCAUAGGGGGCGCUAUCACCGUGGCACCAGCGGGUUGUAAAGUCAACUGUAGCGUUCUGACACUGAAAUAAAAUACAGAAACUUCA